AUGAUGCUGAGUCCGGACCAAGCCGCCGACUCGGACCACCCCAGCUCGGCGCACUCGGACCCGGAGUCGUUGGGCGGCGCGGAGGCCAAGGUACUGGGCAGCGUGUCGGACCUGGAGCCGGUGGAGGAGGCCGAGGGCGACGGCAAGGGCGGCAGCCGGGCCGCGCUCUACCCGCACCCGCAGCAGCUGAGCCGCGAGGAGAAGCGCCGCCGCCGGCGCGCCACCGCCAAGUACCGCUCGGCCCACGCCACCCGCGAGCGCAUCCGCGUGGAGGCCUUCAACUUGGCCUUCGCCGAGCUCCGCAAACUGCUGCCCACGCUGCCCCCGGACAAGAAGCUCUCCAAGAUCGAGAUCCUGCGCCUGGCCAUCUGCUACAUCUCCUAUCUCAACCACGUCCUGGACGUGUAGGGCCGCGGGCGCGGCGGGAGGCCGCCUGUCCGGAAGCCGGGGGAGCGCCACCGGCCCCGGGGGGCAGCCGCAGGGCUGGUGGACGAGAGGGCCGCCCAGCCGGACAGCCGUCGCGAGAGGCCUGGACGCGGGAGGAAGCUUGCCACGCGUUCGA
Messenger RNA from Panthera uncia (snow leopard), 562 nucleotides. RefSeq names its product nescient helix-loop-helix 2 (gene NHLH2). The record is from RefSeq and is a predicted model, not a curated record. The coding region runs from base 1 to 408 and encodes 135 amino acids. Gene Ontology annotation, molecular function: RNA polymerase II cis-regulatory region sequence-specific DNA binding; DNA-binding transcription factor activity, RNA polymerase II-specific; protein dimerization activity. Gene Ontology annotation, biological process: regulation of transcription by RNA polymerase II. The transcript has a single exon. NCBI's taxonomy places the organism in Eukaryota, Metazoa, Chordata, Mammalia, Carnivora, Felidae.